Molecule: messenger RNA, 633 nt
Organism: Penicillium roqueforti
Lineage: Eukaryota; Fungi; Ascomycota; Eurotiomycetes; Eurotiales; Aspergillaceae
Exons: 1
Coding region: 1-633 (210 amino acids)
Source: RefSeq, a predicted model, not a curated record
AUGCGCUCAUCUUGGUUCCUCGUUUCUCUCCUAGCGGCUCUGACUACCGCUGAUGAGCCCAGCACAACAACCGUCAGCUAUUUCGGAAUUGACAAUCCCUACGGCGCCAAUAUCGGCGCCUACUCCAGCAUCGCAGCCCGAGUUGCUGGCAUCGACAAGUACGCCACGACCUAUGAGAUCGCCUGCAUGGCAGGCGCAUCCAAGUGCGCACUGAACCGCCCCGCAACCCUGAUCCAGGGCGAUGCGACUUACAGCGUCUCCCUGGAAGUGACUGUCGUGACCAAGGGUGCGACUGCUCAAGCGACCGCAGUCGAGUCAUGCAGUUUCACCCGCCUUUCUGAAUCUGCUCGUUGCACGUGGAAGUAUGAGUACACUGCCUCCGAGGGUGAUCACACCAUUUCCGAUUCCACCUCGAGCACACAAUCCAUCCCGUCGUAUUCGGUUAUUUAUCACCCUCUUACUGUCACCGAUGGUAUCUACGCUUUCAAGGCUAAUGCGACGGGUUCGACUACACCGGUGAAGAUUACUCCUACUGCUUCUACUGCUGGUGCUGCGGCUGCUGCCAAGCCUCUGAUCACUGCUGCACCGUUGGGCGCUGUUGCUGCUGCUGCUGCUUUUGCGGCUAUGCUCUAG